UCGAAGCUUAACAAGAAGAGUUAAAGCUUGCCCGCCGACUGGCGACUUACAUCAGAAGACGUAUUUUUUAGGCAAUUGAGGACCCACGAACAAACUAGUUGAUGCCCGACUUGCGUACAGAUUGGUACCCUUGUCUGUUUUAUUCGUCUACUUUUUAUUCGACUCUUCAUCAAGUCAAAAAAAUCUUCACUUCUCGUCGACCAGGAAAUCUUAUAAUUUCAAUUCGGGAUAUGAAACAACAUUGCGUUGACAUCAGACAUUAUUUUGAGCCAUCUGCACAUUUUUGUCCGGGACACGACUAAACAUUGACUUCGGCGACAAAUAACUGCGUUGUCAUCAGUAUCUCUAUUAAAAGAAAAUCCGAGCAAGCCCUAAUGGAACCUACGGACAUUAAUAUGAACGGAAAAACAAACUUCUCAGUGAAAGACAUACUUGAGCUUCCGAUAACUCCAGACGUGGGCAAAGAUCACGGCCAGGCUCUUGGCCUAGGCCUACCUAACGAAGCACCAUCGAUACCUAACGGACUUACGGCGAACAGGGGCCAACACAGAGAGACGACGGUUGGUGGUGGUCAGAACAGGGAAAUGAAUACCUACUACGACAAUACAGAUAACCCGUACACAAGGUGGCUGCAAACACACGGCUCUGAACCUAUUCAAUAUUCUACAAUUGGACAGACAUCGGUAAAUUCGACAACACAGAUCGAGACAUCGGACGCCGAAUCAGACUGCAGCGAUAACUGUUCCUCUCCAGUUUCUCCAAACGGCACAGCAGUAGAUUCAAACCAAAACCAAACAAGUGACUCUCAAAAGAAACGCAAACGACGAGUACUUUUCUCAAAAGCUCAGACUUACGAACUUGAGAGGCGAUUCCGUCAACAGCGAUACUUGUCAGCGCCCGAACGCGAACAUCUAGCCAGUAUCAUCAGGUUGACUCCGACACAAGUUAAAAUCUGGUUUCAAAACCACCGGUAUAAGUUGAAACGAUCCCGACAAGAAAAAGGCCUAGAUAUGAACCCAUUACCGUCACCGCGCAGAGUGGCCGUCCCUGUAUUGGUUCGAGACGGAAAACCAUGCACAAGCGCUGGUUUAGGCAGUAUGAGUAGUUGUCAGUUAAAGGCGCAGGAAAUGCACACGGUGUCUGCUCCUCCACCACCGCUAUCGCAUAUCCAACACUAUCCAACUUAUUCCACUCCGUACAGCUCUUUCCCAAGUAACUUCAAUACUUCAAACUUUAGCAAUCCUAGUUCUUUCAACGGUUCUUUUAACAGUGCAUGUUCGUUUGCUACGGCGGCUAACACCCAACAUUGGUCAUGGUGAGACUUUGCGUCUGUUACGUAGCGUUUUAAGUUGUAACCUCAGGUCAAAAUAUUUGUGACAAAAAUAUUCGUAGCAAAUAUUAGAUGAUGGGAACUGCAAUAUAUGUGAUAUAUACAUAGAAAUUCAAGGGAAUGAUAUGAAACUGUAUUUACUGAAUAAUGGAUAUAAACACCAUUAUUGUUUUUAGUGAAAUAAAUUAUAUAUUGUUCAAACCUUGUAUGGGGCUACAAGUUGUUUGAUGAGGCAUACUAGGUAUUGUAUCAAUACUGUACACGUAAUUAACUUAUACAGGUAACUGAUAUAGACACAGUUUUCACGUGGAAAUACGCUACAAGACUGGCAUGAAUAGGCCAAUGUUGUGUCGCAAAGCCACAUGAAAGACGAAAAAGCUCUUGUAUGCUUAUUUAGUGCCGAGGAGGUUACACCAGUCUGAUAGCGCGGUAUCAUGCCGGUGCAUGUUAACGCAGUGCACGUAUUCUUAGGGAGUAGGCCUACAGAACGUUAAAGUUGGCGAUCGCUGAAGAUGAAACCAACACCUAGGCCUAUAGUUUAUUCUAGAUUAUGAGAAAUACAUCAACGAUAUUUAUGUUUAUGGUUUUAUAAGUUAAAUAAAACUUAUGAUCUUACUAUUCUAUCUCUUUGCAAAUAUUUUUAAGCUUCAAUUUUAUCUCUAUUUGAUUUCUCCAAGGAACAGUUAUUCACUUUCCCUGGACAAAUAAAUAGGUUUCAUAAUAACAAUGGUUGAAUUCGAACUUAGAAUAAGGUAAAUUGUGUUAAAUCUAUUGUACGUUUAAAGAAGUAAAUACUAUUUCAUUCUUUUGUGAGUUUUAAACAUGACUAUUAAACAAAUUUUGAACUAAUUUGAAUAAAUUAAAAAUGGUAAAGUAAGGCUCGCGGAAAAAAAAAUGUUUAAUAUGUUGUACAACUGACUUUUCUAAGACACAAAAAACGUAUUUGACGAAAAGCUCGGGAACGGUUAAUGAGAUUCAGAUUUUUGAAUAUUUAAAAACUGGGGGAAAAGGUGAAAAAAGGGAUGGCUACCCCCUAUCUCACCAACCGUUCCAAAGUUUUCCGUCAAAUAUUCAAUUUGUGUCUUAAAAAUCAAUUUUACAACACAUCAACAUUUUUUUUUCCUCCGGAGCAUGACUUUAAUGUUUUUAUACAUAAUUAUUGAAUGUGCAAUUUUGGACUCAAUUGGAAAAGGCUGGUCUCCGGCUUAAUGGGUUGUUCCUGAUCCUCAUUAAUGUUUACUUUUUUGUUCACAAAUCAUUUUUUAAUCUUGCAUGCGCACGCUGAGCAUCGAAUAAAUUCAACCAAUCAAUCAAAUUAUGAGUGCAUGAAAUUCUGUGAAAUUAAGAAUUAAUAGAAUAAUUGACCAAAGACCUGUGUAUUAUCAAUAAUCAUCUUUUUAAAUGUAAAUUUUAAUUAAUAUGCCAUCUAAUUAUUUGUUUUUAUCAGUAAUGAGUAGGGCCCAAUUAUUUUUAAUGUAUUACACACUAUUUUGGACAGUAUAUCAUUUAAAGUCUGCAAAUAAAAAGAAGUGAACAUUGAUGGUACAUUCUGCUUUGUAAAGCUCAGAAACCAAAGUUCGGUAAAACUGUGAGACUAAUAAAAAGUUUUAAAUUAUAAUGACUUACAAAAAAAAAGUCUAGUUGGUAUUUGGAAAGCAGGUUUUUUGUGUAGCCCUACAUCGUUUCUUUACCAGUUUAAUUUGACGUUUUCUAGCGAUUAUCGAACGUGAAUGUAGGCUUAGAGAACGAUAUCGAACGUUUAAUAAAAGAACCAUAUAUACUGGCCAACCUUUAUUGUUCUACUAACACAUUGUUAAUUGCUUUCGAUGGAUUUCUUUUUGAAUACUAGCAAUCUACUUAUAGUAGGCCUAGGCCACAUCAGAUUAUAAUAGGCCUACGUUUGACUUGGUAGCACACGUAGGCGUGCAAUAACUUUGUGAGAAAUAUAAUGGUUUUAAUGAAACAGUUUUUACUCCACCAAAACUCCACCUGCUAAUGAAGGCGAUUAGUGCUAUAAUAUCCUACAUCUAUCGUGUUUGUGGUAGAGUUAUAUCUCCUAAAUCUCAAUGGUUGAAACUCCUGCGACAAAAAGUAGCGAAGCCUACCAAUUAGUAAUUUAAGUUUGUGGGUUUGAGAAAACUAAGAAAUGAACUUUAAAUUUGUGCUUCCUCCAAAAUUGCCAUUGUGAGUAGGCAUAACGUUCCUUUUGUUGGCAAUUUAUUAUCGCCUUUCGAUAAUAAAUAAUGUACUUCCUACUAUCUCGUUAGGCAUAAAAUUGAUCAUCAAAGAAGAACUAUUCUUGAAAGUUUUGAUGAAUAAUGGAAUCAUUGUGUAUAUUAAAUUAAAAUGAUUCACGUAUGUUUGCAUUGUACUCUGUAUAUAUAUAUAUAUAUAUAUAUAUAUAUAUAUAUAUAAUCAUAUAUAUAUAUAAAUGUAAAUUAGAAGGGUUUUGUAAUUUUUGAAAAUUGCCUAAAAAUAAUUGAACAUACUGUAGAUAUUCGUAUAAUGCUCACAGGACCAACUGACCAGAUAAAUAAUAUGUGAACAAGUUCUCGCCUCGUCUGUUGGGUGGAUGGGUUAAGGUGUUUUUUUUUUAUGUUGAGUCGUUUACUCAGCAACGGUUAUUUAUCAAUAUUUUUUUCGCUAUCGAACAAUAAAAUUAACACUUAAAUUGAAA
Molecule: messenger RNA, 4007 nt
Organism: Anneissia japonica
Lineage: Eukaryota; Metazoa; Echinodermata; Crinoidea; Comatulida; Comatulidae
Product: homeobox protein Nkx-2.2a-like
Exons: 4
Coding region: 375-1319 (314 amino acids)
Biological process (GO): regulation of transcription by RNA polymerase II; cell differentiation
Cellular component (GO): nucleus
Molecular function (GO): RNA polymerase II cis-regulatory region sequence-specific DNA binding; DNA-binding transcription factor activity, RNA polymerase II-specific
Source: RefSeq, a predicted model, not a curated record